Messenger RNA from Eleginops maclovinus (Patagonian blennie), 2977 nucleotides. RefSeq names its product B-cell receptor CD22-like. The transcript has 8 exons. Bases 773 to 1909 code for a protein of 378 amino acids. NCBI's taxonomy places the organism in Eukaryota, Metazoa, Chordata, Actinopteri, Perciformes, Eleginopidae. The record is from RefSeq and is a predicted model, not a curated record.
UCGGCUUGUUGACAAAAAAAGACGCAAGAAACCAAAUGUUGGUAUUUUGGUUUCAUCUCUGCUGACGGAGAACACGCAGCUCUACAUGAUCACCGCCGCAGCUCCGCCCGUUGAGAUGGGACCCGUGCGCGGAGCAAGACACGUGCUUCAAGUUAAAGACCUGACACACUUAACUAUCUUGUCUACAUCUGGAACUAGCUAAACUAGUUAUAAAUAUCUUUAUUCUUCACUGUCGGGUCACUCAUUACUGGAUCAUUGAGCCGCAUGAGACGGAUACGACUGGCUGUCAGGAGAGGGAGACAGGGAGAGGGGAAAAGAGAGCACGUUUAUUUCUCCCGUGUUAUGAUCCAAAGUUAAUGUAAACUUUUGAAUAAUGUGGUUCAUCUACUAUAAGUACGUUUGAAAUAACGCACAAUAAUGACAUUUAAGACAGUUUCCCCUUUUUUAAGAAAAGUAGCCUACCAAAAAAGUGUCGAAAUCGCAAUUCUUGACUUGGUACCGGUAUCGAAACAAAAAUGUUGGAAUCGUGACAACACUAGAAACCAUCAUAGUAACACUCUCGAAGGGCACAAGGAUCAUUUCUUCUUUCUGCGUGUGGAUUAACAUGCAUCUGUUCAUGCACAUUUAUAACGUAAAGAGGAAGAAAGCCUGCCCAGUUUUAGUUGAAAAAGAAAAGAACACAUCCUCCUUUUCAACAUUGAAAGUGUUUUGGGUGAAAUACUGACGUACAGUGUCUCGUAUGUGCUUGAUCUACCUGAUGUGAGGAGCAGCUAUGAGGUUAACAGCAGCAGCGAGUGGAUUUCUCCUCUUCCUUCUCUCUGUACACGGUACUGUACAUUAUAUUUUAGUGGUUCAGGGUCAGGAUGUCUGGGGAGUGACUUACUCUGCAACUGAGAUCUGUGCAGUGAAAGGAUCAACAGUGGCGAUAAGCUGCACCUACACAUACCCAUCUGGUCGUUAUAUCGCCUUGUCUAACUUCUGGUUUACCAAAAUGAGUAAUGGUGAACUUGUAAAUCUUAAAUUGGACUACACAGGUCGCGUGCAGUACAGUUGUCAACACAGUUAUGAUUACAUCAAGUGCACUCUGAGAAUCUCCGACCUGAGAGAGAGCGACUCAGCUAAGUACAAGUUCAGGUUUGAAACAAACCAAGAAUAUGGAAAAUUUACUGGAUCACCUGGAGUCACUUUGUCUGUCACAGGUGUCAUGGUGCACGUGCAGACGCACAGUUAUCUUUCCAUGGCAGUGCUGAAGUGUCAGGGCAGUUGUCCUCUACCUGAUAGUUCUUCCUACAUCUGGUACGAGAACGAGAGAAUUCAGACUGGACGGACAUCUUCUACUUAUUCAGUGUUCUAUGGUGCUGCAGACAGCUAUUCCUGUGCUGUAAACGGACAUGAGACCCGCCGUUCUCCUGCAGUGUAUGCUCCAAAGCUCCCCUCUGUGUCAGUGAGUCCCUCUGCUGAGAUAGAGGAGGGCAGUUCAGUGACUCUGACCUGUAGCAGUGAUGCUAACCCAGCAGCUAACUACACCUGGUACAAGGAGAAUGAAGACUCUCCAAAAGCUUCAGGACAGAACUUCACCAUCACUGACUUCAGAGCUGAACACAGUGGGAGUUAUUCCUGUGAAGCCCAGAACAAGUUAGGACGUAGUAACUCCAAGUUACAUCUGAUUUUGGCAGGUAAAUCAACAAUGAUCAUUAACAUCAUCAGGUUGACUCUGCUGGUUGUAAUGCUGAUUCUUCUGCUCCUUUUCUAUCUCUGGAUGAGGAAGGAGAAAGAUGUGAGCUCCACCACUGAACCGAAGGAACCCAUAGAGACUGUGGAGUUAGACUCUUGUUCUGUGUAUGAGAAUGUCUCAGACCUGAACAUACGCACUGCAGAACUGACAGAAGAACCAGAUGACCUGCUGUGAAGAUUCAUCAAACCAGAGGGAGACUCUCCAGCAUGGAUGCAGCAAUCAGUAUUAGUAGGAGGAGUUUGCGGUAAAAGCAGUCAGAUUUGAAUGUAUGCUUUUAAAUCCUUUGUUUCUAUCAUCUUUACUUGGAGUGAAUAUAAUAUAUAGCAGCAAUAUAUUAAGUUAUUAAAAUGAGUUCCAUCAGCAGCUGUGGUGAACACUUGAAUGCCUCAAUAAUCAUAAUCCAGUUGUUUGAUAUACAUGAUUCUGAAAUCGGUCAAGUAUAUUUUGAGGCCAACACUUUUGUAUGCCAUUUUAAAAUAUGUUCCUCUUAAUGUUUUCAUUUGAAUUGCGUUGUGUAGAAAGGUGCUUUGUAAAUAAACUUGCCUUGCCUUACUUUUAGUUUUUGAUUUUGAAUCGUGGGCUUUUAAUUGUAUGAGAGUAUCUUUGAAACGUAUAUAGCGUCUUUCACUAGGUGCGUAGUCUAUGUUGCGGUGUACAAAAAAUGCCACAGUGUACAAAUAGUCUGUAACAAGUAAAAGUCCUGCAAGUAACAUAUGACUUAAGACAUGUUGAAGCUAAUGGGGGUCAAAAUGAACACAUUUUAAGCUUUGUUCUUUAUAUUUAGUAAAUAUAUAUUUCUAUGUGACUGAAUACAUGCUCCUUCUUGGUUUAUUUUUCUGUGUAAAGUGAGUACUGCAGAUCUUUUUUGUAAGUAAGACGUCAUUUUUAUCCGACCGAGUGCUGCCUUACUUUCCCUGCAUCCAUCCGGGAUAAAAUGCAACAGAAUAAAAAUGGUUGCUGAAUUGCCAAACUCUUAUAAUUCAACGUCCAGUGGCUAAAUUGGCAUGAACGUUUCAAAAACUGUUUCGCCAAAGCAACGAAAUGUAAAUAAGCUAUUUUAAUAUUUAGAAAUACAGUAGUUCUUUGAGUACACAUUUAUGCUUUUUACUUUACAAUUCAGUGUCAAAUGUGUUUUACUCAAAUACAUUUGAUCUGUUCAGAUUGACAUCAGAAAAACAAUUCAUCAAAUCAUUUAUAAAAUAUUGUUAAUAAAGUAUGUCGUUCACAGAGUGGCAACCACAA